Molecule: messenger RNA, 12001 nt
Organism: Stegostoma tigrinum
Lineage: Eukaryota; Metazoa; Chordata; Chondrichthyes; Orectolobiformes; Stegostomatidae
Product: A-kinase anchor protein 13-like
Exons: 39
Coding region: 92-7246 (2384 amino acids)
Biological process (GO): regulation of Rho protein signal transduction; positive regulation of canonical NF-kappaB signal transduction; adrenergic receptor signaling pathway
Cellular component (GO): membrane; actin cytoskeleton
Molecular function (GO): MAP kinase scaffold activity; guanyl-nucleotide exchange factor activity
Source: RefSeq, a predicted model, not a curated record
ACUCUCUCAGAGAAGGAUGUUUGUCCUAAAUUGCGUAUUGGGUCCAUUAGUGAAUGUCUUCUAUUUUUAAACUCCAGUUUUGGACUCCCACAUGUCUGCUGUGUGCUCACCUUGUGUCAUGAAACUUACACCAAAUUACGCUCCAUUAUAUGGGGAGUCUGUUCUGUCUGUGCUAUUGGAUGCUGAGCACACAAUUGAAGAGGAUGUAACCCACUACCUAGUGUUCUCUGGCUCCAGUCAACAUCAUUUAAUCAGCACACAAAGGAUAGAUCAGAAAACAUUGCAGACUGUCGCUCCUGCUCACAACUGCUGUGAGACGGUGAAAGUUGUGCUGUGUGCCUCCAAGAAAGGAUUUCCCAUUUCUGUGCUGGCAGAAGAGAAUUUCCAAUAUGUCCAGGACACUGUGUAUGACAUGGCACAGUUCUUGGUGAGCAGUGCUGGAUCUCAAGAAGCACUCAACGCUAUUAGGAUAUUGGAUAACUUUCGCGAAUCCUCCGACAAUGUGGCAUUACUGGAUAAAAAUCUGACGUUGGAGGUGCAACAUCUGCUGCUCCCGGCCACGUGGAAUGUGCUGGGUCCAGACCCCACAUUACCAGGUUCCAUCCCACGGGAAACCUUGAUGCAUUUUGCAGCGCGCCUGGGUUUGUCCAGACUAGCUUCAUUCCUACUGCGGCAACCAGGUGGACAGGAGGCCCUUGGUAUCACUAACCUUGAUGGUGCGACGCCCAUUCAUCUGGCAGCACAGCGAGGUUUCCAUGAUCUCCAGGACCUUUUUACCCAGCAGAAGCCUGAUGCAGCAUUAGCAGGGGACGUAACACCAAUUGUGUCUUCGGAAGACUGUUCUGUGCGCUACCAACGGCACUUGAAUGUUUACAUGUAUACCAUCAAUAACCCCCAGGGAGUAGAGCUCAACAGUGUGGAACACAACAUCAGUGAACUGCAGAGAUAUAUCCAGUCUCACAGAUGUGAAAUGGAUACACUUUCCAUGCCAUCCAAUCAGUCAUCACAGGCUGAACUACCACAACCUGGUGAAUGUGUUGAAAAUUUAAGAACUGAGGAGAGUUGUAAAGUCAAUACUGGAAACGCCAUCACACAAAUGCCGAUUGAAAUGCCCGCCAAGCACUCAGCUUGCCUACCAGAGGAGGCACCAACUGAUGAAGAGGUGACUAAUGCGUGUCCUGAGGGGAUGAAUUCUGAGAAUCAAGAAGGUAUCACCGAGGACAGCAUUAUUGAUACAAAAUUAGAGGAGAAAGCAGCCAGUUGUGAAGAUACAUGCACAAACCAGGAGUGUGAAGGACGACAGGAGGAGUCUGUGUUGAUUGUAGAGUCUGAAAAUAAAGCAAGAAAAAGUGUACUUGUGCAGAGUACAUCUAAUGGGGACUGUGGUGGUAGCAGUGGGUCCUGUGAUGAAGCUCCUGUGGAAACUUUAGGACCAUCUGAAGAUUUACCCCACAAUCAAGGGUGUGCUGUCAAAAAAGAUGCUUGUCAAGGGGAGAUGAUGGACAAUAUGUUGAUUGUAAAUGAUGAUAGUUCUGAUGGUGAAACAAUAGACUCCAAGAAAAAUCUUGACAUAAAGGUGGAGCCUCUUCCUAUUGUGGAAAAUAAGCUAGAAAACGUCAAAAACUGUGUUGAGUUGGUCACUGAUGAAAAUGUCUUGAGUGAUAAUGGUGGAUCCACAGAGGGAUUUACCCAGGCGACAGAUGGUCCUGCAAUAGAACUGAACAAUGGAAGUCCUCCACUCCCUGAAGAGAUUGCAGAAGUGAAGUUAGAUAUGGAGUUGAGCAAAGAUGAGUCCAGUGCAGAUAUUGAUGUCAGCAUGACUAAUGCUGAAGCUCACCUUGAGGUCAAAAAUGAUUCUUCUGACCAAAUGUUUUCAAAUUCACAAGACUUGAUUCUCAAUUGCAAUGAGAAAUGUAAAAGAGUAAACAGUGAAAUGGCUGCAGUGGAACAGUUUGUACAGAAUCAGGAAGUGUCAGAUAUGGUGCAGUCACUGAGUGAUGUUGAGGAAAAUGAACAAACUUGCUGUACAUCGGAAGUGGUACACUUAAAUGUAUUUGAAAGUGAACCUGAGCUAAAUGAUGAUGAGUUAGAAGUGGACUGUCUUUGUGAUGAUCAGUGGUCCCAACAGGUCGAUGCAUUAUUGGAAACUGCAUUAGAUUCUAACUUUGAAGAUCACGUUGUGCCAAUGGAAGUCCAAUCAAUAGUGGAUUUCAAGGAAGAAGCUUCUCAAAAUGAGUGCAUUAAAGAGUUAUCGUCAUCCAAAUGCAGCUCUGAUAAAGAGCCACCUUGGUUAUCGAUGACAAUGGAAUGUACAACUGAAGAUAAUGAAGAUGAUGGGCCCCUAGAAGCCAGAAGGACAUUGGAGAACCUAUCCAAACCAACUGAUACUGUUGCACAUCUCCAAAACCAGGAAAUGUUGCUCAGCAUAGUGGAGGAACCUGCUGAUUAUAUGGUGGACAGUUCUUCAGAUUCUGAGGAUCAGUUUCAACAAAAUGGGAAACCUUCAACUGUAGAUGAGGAAGAUUCCUGUGUAAUGGAAUGCAGUGGAUCAGGAAGUGAAGCGAAUGGCAAAAAUGAAGACAUUUUUCUUGGAAAUGAAAAAAUGAAUACCAUUUCUUUGGAUACAAAAGUGACACAGAAUUCUGCUGAUCGAAAAUUUAACAUAGUGCUGGACGCGAAUGGAAAUUUAGAAACAGUCAGCUUUAAAGAAGAAGUACCAGAGGACGAAGAUGAUUGUGCCCAGAAACUGCCUGAAGAUCUUGCUGAAUUUGUCUCUGAACAGAUUAGCCGAGAAAGCUGGUAUCCUGAUCCCACGCGUGGCCAAUCAAAGCAGAGUGCCAGUGCAGCCGAAUAUGGCCAGUUGUCCGAGCAACAGUUAGUCGUUGAGUGUACCUCCUCGAUGCCUGUGACUGCGGAUCCUUUGUGCCAUUCAGAUGGAGCGGCUAGUGAUGAGAGCUCAGAGGCUGCUGACCUGCUCAUGAAGCUUGUAGGUAGAGAGAACAUAGAGUAUGAAAUUAGUGGCGUAACAACAAGUAGUUCAACUGUUGGGCAUUCUGAGUCGUCUGAGCUGACUACAGCCCUUGACAGUGAUGUGUUCCUGCCCCCUGAUGCUAUCUUGGAAGUGAAAGAGGAUCAUGACAGACUUAGCCUUUCAAGCACCGAGCAGAGGGACAGCAGAGGGUCAGCUGGGCAAGACAACAGCUGCGCUGUAGUCUGUGAAGCUGAAGAGGAGAAGGACAGCAUUGCUGAUGUGCCCACACGAGCCUCCAUCUUCAGACCAGCAAUCAGGCCACUGUCGCCCUUCAGGCGACAUAGCUGGGGACCCGGGAAGAAUACAGGCAGCGAAACCGAGAUCAAUCAGCGAAGUUCUGUGAGAAUGCUUGGUGACAUGGUAAAGCGGCCACCAAUUCACAGAAGAAGCAUGAGUUGGUGUCCCUCUGAGAAGCAAUGCCGUGUCAUGGAAUCUGACAUUAGUUACCGAAGUUACAGCCUGGAACGACUGGUGCAUAACAACGAGGUGACCAAGGAAACAUUGCACGCUGCGGAGUCUGUCUUGCAGAAUUCCCGUGACCCUCGGCGAGCUCCGAUCGUUAGUACGGAUGAGCGCGGAUCACUCGUCUCACUGACCGAGGAAGAGAUGGAGUCUGACCACAGCGAAGGCAGUGUGUUUGAAAAACCGAAGUCGAUGAGGGUGCAGCUACAUUCUGUUCCUCCGCUGAUGAAAUCCAUUUCACUGCAAGCCAUUAGCCCACCAAGUGUAGACAAACCUGGACGCCCCAGGCCCAAGAAGAGAAUCUCCUUUUCCUUGAGCAUUUCUCCACUCCUUCCUAAGUCUAAAACUGUCUUUUCUCUUGGUUCUUCCUCAAGUGAUGAUGAAUUUGAUAGUUUAAGACCAUCCACCGGCAACUGUCUGGGCCAGAGCAUUUCCGAAGAGGAUUAUAGCCAAGUGCCCCCAAGUCCAACAAGGAAGGAUUUGGAAGGGAAAGGCAGCACUAAAGUAGCUCGAACUUUCAGCUACCUCAAAAACAAGAUGUCAAGUGGAAAGCAUAAGAACAAGGAGAAAGAGAAAUCAAAAGAGAAGGAAGUAAAAGACAAAGACAAGAAAACUGUAAAUGGACAUGGUUUUACUGCUGUCCUGGCAUUCCGUACUCCACCAUGUGACCAGUGUAACAGAGCUAUCACCAGUCGAGAGACAUACCUAUGCACCAGUUGUAAUGCACAAGUCCACAAGGGUUGCCGGGAUAGUCUGCCAUCCUGUAACAAGAUUAAACAGAAGCAACAAAAAGCUCCUCAGGCCCAAGACUCUUCAACAUUACCCACUGUCGUCAAUAUGAGAAAUAAAAGUUUCCAACCAAAAGAACGCCCAAAGUCAGCAAUAAUUCUUCAAGAUGACAACAUAUUGAACGCUCCCAACAGGAAAAUGCCCCUCUACCGAUCACUCUCCAAGAGCAUGUCAAUAGCUAAUAUUGCAGGACCUGCGAUUGAUGAAACCUCCCUUGCUUCUUGGCGGGUUUUGUCUCAAUCGACGGACUCUUUAAACCACAUCAAACAAGUGACUGAGUCAAUGGAGUCACUGACUGAUGAAGGUACUGACGUCAUGGACGGGCAGCUAAUGGGAGAGUUUGAGUCCGAUGCUAAAGAACUGGAAGCAGACUCCUGGAGUCUAGUGGUGGACAACGACUUUGUUUGUCAGCAGAAGAAAGAUGUGAUUAAACGGCAGGAUGUUAUCUAUGAGUUAAUGCAGACGGAAAUGCACCACCUACGAACCCUGAAGAUCAUGUCGGAAAUCUACAGCAAAGGGAUGACAAAGGAGCUGCAGUUUGAAACCUCGACAGUGGAACGUAUCUUUCCCUGCCUGGAGGAUCUGAUAGACAUCCACACACAGUUCCUGUAUCGCAUUCUGGAGAAGAGGAAGGAGUCCUUGGUAGCAAACAGUGAGCGGAACUUCUUCAUUAGAAAGAUCGGAGACAUCCUAGUGAAUCAGUUCUCUGGACCAAGUGCUGAGCGCAUGAAGAAGACAUAUGGGAAGUUCUGUGGCCAGCACAACGACGCAGUCAAUUUUUGCAAAGAGCUUUUGGCACGGGAGAAAAAGUUCCAGGCCUUUGUCCGGAAAAAAAUGAGCAGUUCCAUAGUUCGCAGGCUGGGAAUCCAGGAGUGUAUCUUACUAGUUACUCAAAGGAUUACCAAGUAUCCUGUGAUUGUCCAGAGGAUAAUUCAGCAUACCAAAGAAAAUGAUGAUGAUCACGCUGAUCUCACAAAAGCACUGGCCAUGAUAAAAGAAGUGAUUGCAGCAGUGGACAACAAAGUAAGUGAAUUUGAAAAGAAAACCAGGCUGCAGGAAAUCCACAGCAGAACAGAGACCAAAGCCAUCAUGAGGCUGAAGAGCGGCCAGAUGUUUGCAAAGGAAGACUUAAUCCGGAGAAAGCUUGUACAUGAUGGCCCUGUUAUGUUAAAGACUUCAGCAGGAAGACUAAAAGAAGUCCAGGCUGUGUUGCUUUCUGACGUGCUGGUGUUUCUUCAAGAGAAGGAUCAGAAAUAUACUUUUGCUGCACUGGACCAGAAGUCUACUGUGGUGCCACUGCAGAAGCUCAUUGUGCGUGAGGUAGCACACGAGGAACGGGGCUUGUUCCUCAUCAGUGCAGCUGCCAAAGUACCCGAGAUGUAUGAGGUACAUGCCAGCUCUAAAGAGGAGAGGACCAACUGGAUGCAAAUCAUUCAGCAGACUACCAGCACCAUGGGUCAAGAUGAAGACGAAGGAAUCCCCAGCGAGUCUGAGGAAGACCGGCGGCAAAUAGAGAGCAGAGCCAAAGAACUGAAAGAGAAGCUGCAGGAAAGGGAUCAACAAAUCCUUUCACUCCUGGAGGAGAAACUGAGACUGUACAAGGAAAUGGCGGAGGCUACUGGGCAUGAAGAAGCUUCUCAGAAUCUGAUUUCCAGGUCCUUGUUCAGAGCAAAUUCAGAGGAUGCCCCAAAGGGAGAGUCACUGCUCAAGGAUGCAAUGAAAGAAGUCGAGACCCUGCAGAAUGUGCUGUCUCAGAGCUUUGGAGGUGCUAUCGGGCAGCAGACAUCAGGCAGUGCAGACCAGGAGGGAAUCACAGGGCAUGUAUCCUUACCCAGAAGGGCAGAGACAUUUGGAGGUUUUGACAGCCAUCAGAUGAGCGCCACAAAAAGUGGAGAGAAGGAUGAAGUAGAAGAUGGACAGGACCUUCGCAGGACGGAAUCGGACAGUGUUUUAAAGAAGGGGUUGACUGCGAAUCUGAUCCUGCCAAUCAGAAAGAAUGAGUAUGUGCUUCAGAAGGUGCUGAGUCUGCAGCAGUUGCUGCUUGGAUUACAGGCAGUCGUGGUGCAACAAGAUUCCUUCGUUGAGGACCAGAAGCAAGCGUCGAGUGAGAGGAGUGAGCGCCUAACACGGUCAUCCUUACGGCCCAGCUCCCUGAUUGAGCAGGAGAAGCAGCGAAGUUUGGAGAAACACCGUCAGGAGCUGGCCAACCUGAAGCGGCAGCAGGCACAGCACCUGGAGGAGAAGAAGAAAUGGGAACGGGAGUGGGAGAUGAGGGAAAAGGAUCUGACUGAGCGGGAGUCCAAGGUGUCGCAGCACGAUGCUGAGACAGCACGGUUACAGAAGGAAAUGGAGAAGCAGAGAGAGGAGCUCCAGCUGAGGAAGGAGGAGUAUCAGCAGGACCUGGAGAGACUGAGGGCUGCGCAGAAGCAGCUCGACAAGGAGAAAGAGCAGCUGAAGAGGAUGGAAGAGCUGAUCACUCAUCAAAGACAGAGCCGCCUGACGCACUCGGACUCCCUCAGUUCACAGUCUUCAGAUCGAGAAGUUGUGACACCAUUUGGCACUUUGACCGAGGGAACCCCAAGUUCAACGAAGCCCUCUAGCUGUAAUUCAGUAAACCAGGAACAUUCGGACAUGCACCUUACGAAGAGGGAUGUGGAGACUUCUCCCAGCCCGAAUUGGAAAGACUCCGCACAAAGCAAUUCCAAGAACCUCACGAGUCAACCGUGGAACACCACAAACUCCACCAGCAAUCCCCUCCCACCACGGUUGCUCAAGCUCGCAAAACCAAAGGAGAAGAAGUCCAAACACCGUAAGGGCAAAGGUCACCGCUCUGGGAACUUGCCACCCGAGUACAAUCCAGAUGUCCUACCAACAGCAGAUGGCUCAGCACUGAAUAAAACAGCACCAGAUAAAAAGCACCCUGCAGCUGAACUUCUGGGCAAUGAAGAGGUUUUCUACUGCUGAGCUUUCCUGCUUUACAGACUGUGUGGAGACAUGGGGCUGGUAGAUGGGGAGGGACAGGACUGGGACAGCCCUCAGUCGUGUGGCUGUCUACGAGAUGUGAUAUCCACACUGCCUUGCCCAUUGCUCUCUGAUGGUGGUAUGGAUUUGGACUGCAUGCUGAAAUAAUAAAAGUAGAUAUAUAUUUAGUUGGUACAUCAAUCUCUCUCUCUCUGUAUAACAAAACAAAUAAUGGAGAAAUGGUGUCCGGGGACAAUGCAGAGAAAAAUCUGGCUAAAGCUCACCUUUGCCAAGAGCUUGUUGACUGCAAUUGUAAAUUGAUGCACAUUAAAUCAGAGAAGAAAAACAAAAGUUCAAUAGUUUUUGAAGCAUUACAGCCUUCUAAAGCAUUGUGUUGUCACUUGUGUCGAGCGCUGUUCUGGUAAGGGAGCUUGAGGCAAAUUUUUAAUGUAGCUUCUUCCCUCAACUACCACUAACUGGUGACUGCUGUGUUGUCACCAGAACCUCAGUUCCCGGGCACCACCUUCCAGUACAAGUUGUUUUGGGAGCAUCAGCCUCUGGAAUUGAAGCAGCGAAUGGAUGAUUCUAUUUUGCACCGUUCCAACCCUGUACGAGUAUUUGAAUCAAAACACUUUUCUCCAGAGCCAGUCUCAGUGCUCUGCUCCCCUCCUGUAUUGAUGCUGGCCUUGGCCGUUGACUUUGAGUUUGUUGGUUGGUUGGUGACAAGUGGAUUUUUUUAAACGUACCCCUCCAAAACUAUUCUUCCAGUGACUACGCAAACCACUGACUGAAAUGAGAAAGAAUAUGAGGAUUUCAGGGCAAGAGAGAUUAAUUUGCCAGCUAGCUGAUUCACUUCAACUUUCUGCGCCAUAAAUCUACAUUUUGUAAAUACAAUUGCAGUGAAGUGCAAUGGUUUUUAAUUUGUGCAUUUCUCCCAUUUGAGGGAGAGAAAGGUUCAUCCCUGAGAUUUUCUUUUCCUUCAAACCUGUUAAUAUUUAAAUCUUGAGGGGUUAAAAAUUGUCAAAUAUCGGUGUAAAAUUAAAUCCUGAAUGUAAAAUGUUUUUAAAAACAAGAACUGUAAAACUACGAAGGUGGAAUUAUGCACGAUGGUUUAUACUUGAUUUUGUUUUCUAUUGCUUUAAGUUCCAUUCUACUAGAGUGUUAAUUGGAUAUUGUAAUUGUUUUUAUUUCGAUCAUCUCAUAAUUUUAAAAAUCAAUAAUGUCGUCUUUUGGCUGGCCUUCAUAUGUGUUGAUAAGGAGACACAGUUUGGCGCAGUGUAUCGGGCACUAAACUUUCACCUGGAACCUAGGUUCAGUUUCAUGCCUGGACUGAAACGGGCUCCAAGAUAUUUGGGUCAGCAGAGAAGCCUCUGAUGUGGAAUGAGUUUGGACAGCACUAGUCCAGUCCACACCACACAACAAUCUGUAAUUUGGCACUAACUUUGAAAUCUCACGCACAAGGUGGGGUGGGGCAAUGGGGAGGGUGGGGUGGGGUCACAGGCGCAGUAGGGAGAAAACGGAGAGACAUCGCACUGGGGUUUUACAGGGGUACUUCGGAUGUAAAUCAAAGCAAACCUUGCUCUCACUUGAAUGUUCACACCAGUUUCUCAAAGUGGGACAGUGUUCCACUCCGUUAACUUCACUCACUCACUGAGCACAGAUUCACCCAUUGUCACUGAACACCGACAGUUUUCUGAUACACCUCAUCAAGGGACACUGGGCAGUUUCCUCCAAACCCAUUGGCUUGUUGGUGCUAACAUUUCGAGGGAGUCCAUGCGUCUACAGGGAUCGAGGCUGUCCCUUUUGGUUUAGUCAGAGGGAUAUUUUGCCAUGUUCAACGAGAGAGGGACCACAAAAAUGAUCCCAUUUACCUUUUACUCAUAACACCUCCAACUUACUACAAGGUCCCAUUACAGUAAAGAAGGGAAGAGCGCAGCUGAAACAGGGACAGGAUGAGGUGGAGAGGAGUCACUGAGCAGUAACUGUUGGUACCUCAGAUGACUUUUGACUUGUGGAGGAGUUAGGAAUUGAUGGUCCAUUUUCCUGUUAGGAAUGUAGAAACAGGGUGGUGGCCACUCAGCCCAUCGAACCUGGGCUGCUGGGGUGGAACAUGGAUGCUCUGUAUCUCAACUCCACUUGAUUCCUUAACCCUUAAUGUACCAUUGCCUCACAAAGUCAUUGUCUUGAAAUUGAGGCCCACUCCAAAUGAGACAAGGUCAGCUUGAAAGGCAGCAUCAUCUCCUGAUUGUGGCUUGUUGCUGUGUAGCACUUUAAAGGAACCAAACUUGUUGUUUUUGUUUGAAAAACCUGUACACUGUUGUCAGCUUUCUUACUGCUUUAAUCAGAAGACAAUCACAAUUCCAUGGCCUGUGCUGUAUAUUGUGGAUUCCAAAUGCACAUGUCAGGGAAAGAAACAGCAUUGAGUUUUAAUGUAAGAUGCUAUUUCCAUUAUGUUUUGGACUUCCUCCUGCCCAAGAGAAAGGGGCUGCAUUUUACCAAAGGCAGAAUCCAAAUCCACGGAGAAUACAACCACUGCACGUGGCUUUACAAGCUUCUACCAUAUCCUGUGGUCCAGACUUGAUUUUACUAUCUUAUGAGCUGCUAUUAAUUUUGUAAAUUUUCUUUUCGUAUGGGGUUCCCCUUCAGGUUUUUGCAAUAGCUGUGGUAAUUGGUGUUUAUUUUAAGCAGGGCAAUGUGCAUUGAUACAUUUUUGAGGCUGUCCAUACAUUACCAAUGGCAUUACAAGCCCAACUUUACCAGAAAUGUCGAGAAUGAAGGUUUCUCUCGGGAAAUCCAUUGACAGCGAGCCUUUGUGGGCUCUGUGUGCACCCGGCUAUAAAAAAAAAGACCAAAAUUAUUUGAAUGUGGUAUUUCUGAUCACUUUCAGGACAGUGUAAUGUCUUUUGGUGGGACCCAGGUUUCAUGGCCCUUGAAUAUCUCGUCACCUAAGUGACCAUUUCUUCCUCAUACAUAUCAGGGUUUAGAUUGUGGACCUCUGACCAUGAUGGGUAUCGUGCCCAAUUCAACCUUGGCUUGAUCAGAGAUUCAAGUGUGGGCAUACCCUGUACUGUUCACUGCAAGUGUCACUGAGGCACAGCAAGUGGUCUUCCUCCCACCUCACCUCCUUCCAUUACCAACCUGCGACCGUUGUAAAGUCUCUACCGCGGUCACACCUCUGACCACCAAUACAGAGAACUAUUUAGAAUCUUUUUGAGAACAAAUGCACUCCUCAUGGUACGAGAGGAGCUCAACAUGGCAUAACAAAGAUGACUGUCCUGCCUGGAACUGUAUGGGCUGUUAAGCUCCCAAGAGCUUUGGAAAAGUGGGUUACCCCAACGAAAUUGGGUAGUGUUUCUUACCUUGGAGGAGAAGUAACAAAACUACUCAAGUCCCUGGUUAAUUUUCUAAUGGGUGUGAGGAUGGGAAUCGGUGCUAGUCAAUCCCACAAGAUUUAAGUGUUUUUUAAGAGUUGCAUGCGACUUGUGUUCUGUUGUAACAGUCAUAAAUCCGAGGGGUUUAGUUUGUCUGUCGGCAGUCAGGAGUACAGUGUCGACCAUUAUGUCCACAUUUAAAUCUGAAACUGGAAAUACCCAUGUUUGAAUAUAGUAUUCAAAAAGAGUGGGAUUUGUUUACUCGGUAAGAUUUUCUAUUAAUAAGCAGGUACCCAUAGAUAUAAUUACAUCCAUCUUCUCUAAAGGCAGACACAUCUCAUCUUACCCUCUUCCCACUUAUAUCCUAUCUGUAUUCAUUCAACAAUGCAUCUGACUGUUGAAAUGGGAUAGACAGAAUAUAUUACAGAGAGCGCACAGAGGAAUUUAACCCUAAAUGUGGCUAUUUUAAAAUUAUUUUUAAUUUUUAAAGCACAUGAGAUUUUAUUUAAGCUUUGAAAACAUUACAUUUUGGAAUUUUACAUCCUUCGAGAUCAUUUGUUGAGUUAAUUUUUACUGAGUGUUGAAUGCAGCUCUCUGUAAUACCGUAAGCUUUGGAGAUACACGCCAACCUCCAGCUUCCUCUCAAUCCCAUCCAUAACCUUGGACCAUCACCCAGUUCCUAAAGGGCUAAUAAACACUGAGAAGACAUGAAAGGUGGGCAAGAUUUUAAUUUAGUCAGAAAUUAUUCAUUUAUAGAGUUGACAUUAGGCUCAUUGCGUUCCUAGAAAAAGUGACAUUCCAUGUAAACCCAAGAAUAACGGGAAUGCUGUCUACCCGAUGGGUUUCAAACUUCUAGAUCUUUCCUAAGCCAGCAGGCACCAACCUUGCUGACAAAGACACAGAAUCGCCAACCACUCACCCAGUGCUAGUUAAACUGGGUUCUGCACUUACAGCAGCCCCCUCCAAUCCCAAACGACCGUGCCCAGUUUCUCCACGCCAUAUCAAGUUGCUUGUUACAGACCCGUCUGCCUUGUACUGAAAACAUUUAUGCACUAACUGAAUUGUGGACGUGCUCAGGAUGUCUCUCAAGCAUUUUAUAUACCUCUCUGCUUUCGAAAAAAUAUUCCUGAGGAUAAAAAAAAUCUACUUGCACCAAGGUACACCUUGUAUUUUUCUUGAUUCUGUGUACAAAAAAAAAUUAUAAGGAUGAAAACCUAAUUAUUUUAUGAAUGAUGUAAUUAAUGUAUAAAAGUAAAAACUGUAAACAUAGUUACAUUUCAGUAACUUUGCUGUGAUCGUAAGUAGCUUUUUGUAAUUAAACUUUUAUUUAUCAUUUUCCCCUUAUAGAUUAUCAGCCAAUGUAAAUUUCUUUCCCCAACAAUAAACA